AUGGUUGAUAAAGACCAGGUUGAAAUCAAUCCUAUCCGUAAGGUGUUCAACGAGUCAGAUGUUCUCCUUUGUUGGUACCAUGUAACCCAAGCAGUAACACGUUGGCUGUCAAGAUCUGAAUCUGGUGUGAGUGGACUUGAAAAGGCAGAUUCGAGAGCGCACAUUAUGCAGUUAAUGUCGGAGCUGAAAUCCUGUUCCACGGAACAUGAAUUCAAGAAAAAAGCUGAGAUGUUUCAUUGCCAGUUUAAGAACUUAAAAGAUGUCUGCAAGUACUUUAGGAACCACUGGGAGCCAAUUGGUCCUCUGUGGUCUAACUUCGGAAGAUGUUAUAAGCAUGGAGACUCUGAAACAAACAAUCUAAUAGAACGCUUCUUCCACCGUUUAAAAUACCAAUUCCUCUGUGGCAUCCGGAAUCGUAGAUUGGAUCAUUUGAUUGAUGUGCUAUUGAACAAGACUGAUAAGUACUUCAACAUAAUACAGGAUUUGCAGUCUGCUGGGAGAGUCUUUAACCCUCUGGAAUGUAAAAUGGAAGAAAUAAAGAAGUCUGCUCAGAGGAUGCUAGACAACGUUCUGCAGUUGUCUUGCUGGUACAAGGGGACGUACAUGUAA
This is a messenger RNA of Carassius carassius (crucian carp), 609 nucleotides long. RefSeq lists its product as uncharacterized. The transcript is spliced from 5 exons. NCBI's taxonomy places the organism in Eukaryota, Metazoa, Chordata, Actinopteri, Cypriniformes, Cyprinidae. The record is from RefSeq and is a predicted model, not a curated record. Bases 1 to 609 code for a protein of 202 amino acids.